This is a messenger RNA of Theileria annulata, 663 nucleotides long. Its product is annotated as peptidyl-prolyl cis-trans isomerase, putative. NCBI's taxonomy places the organism in Eukaryota, Apicomplexa, Aconoidasida, Piroplasmida, Theileriidae. Gene Ontology annotation, biological process: protein peptidyl-prolyl isomerization. The record is from RefSeq and is a predicted model, not a curated record. The coding region runs from base 1 to 663 and encodes 220 amino acids. The transcript has 3 exons. Gene Ontology annotation, molecular function: peptidyl-prolyl cis-trans isomerase activity.
AUGAUUAAGAACACGCUGCUGUUUCCUUAUCAUCUGUUCAAAUUUGCCUAUGGCAAGUUCUCGAAAUUAACUUUCAGAACUAAAAUUUACAUGGGAUUAGCAGCUGGAGGAUUAAUGUUAUGGCCUAGUUAUAGUAGAGCCCCUGCCCUUAGGGCUGAAAAUAUACAUAAAAGAGCCAUCACAGAUUACGUUUACAUGGAUAUAUCGAUGGACAACAGAUAUUUGGGAAGGAUUCUUAUUGGUCUUUACGGCCGCCUUUUACCUCUCACUGUCGAGAAUUUUAUCCACAUGUGUAAGGGUUUCCACGUUAAGGAUAAGAUAAUUGGCUAUUAUAACACGAGAUUUGAUAAGAUUGUUCCUGGAAGAGCCAUUUUAGGUGGUAGAUUAUUUGAUCACAAAAGCUCGUUAGAUUCAUGUACUAUAUAUUCCAGACGAAUACCUGAAGAAUCUUUUGAUACAACAUUUGUUCAAGAGGGAGAUGUGGCCAUGGUUAGUGAUGGCCCUCUCGGAGUUUCUUCUAGAUUUUUAAUAACCUUGACUAAUAAUCCUGGAUUUCAGCAAAAAGCUGUUGUUGUUGGAACUGUUGUUAAAGGAAUGAAACUAAUAAGGAUGGUAUCCCAUCACGGUGCUUGUUCAUCCCCUCCGGGGGACUUAGUUAUAUAA